Molecule: messenger RNA, 1351 nt
Organism: Prunus mume (Japanese apricot)
Lineage: Eukaryota; Viridiplantae; Streptophyta; Magnoliopsida; Rosales; Rosaceae
Source: RefSeq, a predicted model, not a curated record
AUGUGGAUGAGAAGUGUUCGGCUAUGGGAAGCGGUGCCGUUUUCGGUUAUGGUGACAAUGGAAGGUUGUACCAUAAUAUUAACCAUUUGGGCAAAAACUGUCAUGACAGUUGAUGGCAUGAGCCCUUUUGUAUUUGUCCUCUACACCCACUCCCUUUCCUCUCUCAUCCUCCUCCUCUAUUCUUUCAUCUUUCACUGCCCCAGAAGAGAACAGUCACUCUUCAGCUUGAAUCUGUUCGUGCGAUGCUUCUUCUUGGGUUUAACAGGGAUAACAAUAUCUCAGAACCUUGGAUUCCUAGGCCUAAGUUACAGUUCUCCAAUUCUUGUGUGUGCCAUGGGCCUAAUGAUCCCAACUUUUUCCUUCCUGCUCUCCAUCAUUCUCAGAAGGACAAGGCUAGAUUGGAGAAGCUCCAACUUCCAGGCCAAAGUAAGUGGGACGAUAAUAUCAAUCACUGGGGCAGUAGCGGUUGAACUCUACAAGGGUGCAUAUAUAAGAACAUCUUCAGUUUCUUCUUCACCUGGGAAGCAACUUCAAGUCUUAGCACAGAAAGCACUUUUGGUCUUCUCCUCAGAACCAACGGAACAUUGGGUUGUGGGUGGCAUUUUACUGGCAUCUGCUUCUUUAUCUGUCUCAGUAUGGAACAUCAUUCAGCUGGGAACCAUGAAACUAUAUCCGGAAGUGGAUGCAAUGGAAGUGGUAACUUUUUAUAGCUUGCUUGGGACAAUACAGAGCGCAAUAUUAUCCUUGUUCUUAGAAAGAAACCCAAGUGCUUGGAGAUUAAAACUCAACAUGGAGCCCCUUCUCAUUAUUUUAACAGCACUUUUUGGGGGUCUAGUUCGAAGCCGGGUUCACAAUUGGUGCAUGAGCAUGAAGGGUCCAUACUAUGUGCCGCUGUUCAAGCCAUUUGGGAUUGUUUUUGCUACCAUUUUUGGUGUCAGCUUAUCUGCAAAUAGUCUGCAUUAUGGAAGUGUGAUAGGAUCAGUAGUAAUUGGAAUGGGGUAUUUUGCAAUAUCAUGGGGACAAAUCAGAGAAGAUGAAGGGCAGCAAGACCAACAAUGUGUUGAUGAGAGGCUGGAACCUAAUUCUGAGAGGAAAGUCCCUCUCUUGCAAGAAGAAAAUAAUGUAUAGAUUAAUCUCAAACAGAAGGGAAAGCUUGAGCCUUGAGAAGAAAGAAGGCUCCUAGCAUUCUCACUAGGUUUCGAGAUCAUUUCAUCAAGCUUUAUAUCUGAUAAUUACAAGGGAACAUGCAUCAUUCUUUUUUUCUUUUUCUUUUUUAUGAAUAUGGUGAUGAUGGUGGUAUGGUCUAUAUUUUGUACCUGAAUGUUAUUGGAUAAUGUGAGUGUACGGAAAG